Myotis daubentonii (Daubenton's bat) is the source of this 3454-nucleotide messenger RNA. It is a transcript of the gene SLC6A2, whose product is annotated as solute carrier family 6 member 2. Gene Ontology annotation, biological process: amino acid transport; dopamine uptake involved in synaptic transmission; sodium ion transmembrane transport. Gene Ontology annotation, molecular function: neurotransmitter:sodium symporter activity; dopamine:sodium symporter activity; norepinephrine:sodium symporter activity. Lineage: Eukaryota; Metazoa; Chordata; Mammalia; Chiroptera; Vespertilionidae. Gene Ontology annotation, cellular component: presynaptic membrane; neuronal cell body membrane; axon. The record is from RefSeq and is a predicted model, not a curated record.
AGCGAGGUGUCCCCGGCGAUCUCGGGCGGCAUCGGGAGGCGAAUGGCCCCGUGACCACAUCUUUUCCUUUUCUCCGCGCAGCGCCUCCCAGGACCGCCGACGGCCCGGCCGCCCGCCGCAGCCAUGCUCCUGGCGCGGAUGAACCCGCAGGUGCAGCCGGAGAGCGGCGGGGCGGACCCCGAGGCCGCGCAGCCCCUGCAGGCGCGCAAAGCCGCGGAGCUGCUGGUGGUGAAGGAGCGCAACGGGGUGCAGUGCCUGCUGGCGUCCCGCGGGCGCGAGGAGCCGCCCCGGGAGACCUGGGGCAAGAAGAUCGACUUCCUGCUGUCGGUGGUGGGCUUCGCGGUGGACCUGGCCAACGUGUGGCGGUUCCCGUAUCUCUGCUACAAGAACGGCGGCGGUGCCUUCCUGAUCCCGUACACGCUGUUCCUCAUCAUCGCUGGGAUGCCCCUCUUCUACAUGGAGCUGGCUCUGGGCCAGUUCAACCGGGAAGGGGCAGCCACCGUGUGGAAGAUCUGCCCGUUCUUCAAAGGAGUCGGCUACGCCGUGAUCCUCAUCGCCCUCUACGUCGGCUUCUACUACAACGUCAUCAUCGCCUGGUCCCUCUACUACCUCUUCUCCUCGUUCACCUUCCACCUGCCCUGGACCGACUGCGGCCACCCCUGGAACAGCCCCAACUGCACCGACCCCAAGCUCCUCAACGCCUCCAUGCUGGGCAACCACACCAAGUACUCCAAGUACAAGUUCACGCCGGCUGCAGAGUUUUACGAGCGCGGCGUCCUGCACCUGCACGAGAGCGGCGGCAUCCACGACAUCGGCCUGCCUCAGUGGCAGCUCUUGCUCUGCCUGGUGGUGGUGGUCAUCGUCCUGUUUUUCAGCCUCUGGAAAGGCGUGAAGACGUCAGGAAAGGUCGUGUGGAUCACGGCCACGCUGCCUUACCUGGUGCUGUUUGUGCUCCUGGUCCAUGGCAUCACGCUGCCCGGCGCCUCCAACGGCAUCAGCGCCUACCUGCACAUCGACUUCUACCGCCUCAAGGAGGCCACGGUAUGGAUUGAUGCUGCCACUCAGAUAUUUUUUUCCCUGGGGGCUGGAUUUGGAGUCUUGAUUGCAUUCGCCAGUUACAACAAAUUUGACAACAACUGCUACAGGGACGCCCUGCUCACCAGCACCAUCAACUGCGUCACCAGCUUCGUCUCGGGGUUUGCCAUCUUCUCCAUCCUCGGGUACAUGGCCCAUGAGCACAAGGUCAACAUCGAGGAUGUGGCCACUGAAGGAGCUGGCCUGGUCUUCAUCCUGUACCCGGAAGCCAUCUCCACCCUGUCGGGGUCCACCUUCUGGGCUGUCGUGUUCUUCAUCAUGCUCCUGGCUCUGGGGAUUGACAGCUCAAUGGGAGGCAUGGAGGCCGUCAUCACGGGCCUGGCCGACGACUUCCAUGUCCUGAAGCGACACCGGAAGCUCUUCACAUUCGGGGUCACCUUCGGGACCUUCCUCCUGGCCCUGUUUUGCAUAACCAAGGGCGGAAUCUACGUGCUGACGCUGCUGGACACGUUUGCGGCGGGCACCUCCAUUCUGUUCGCUGUGCUCAUGGAGGCCAUCGGCGUCUCCUGGUUUUACGGGGUGGACAGGUUCAGCAACGACAUCCAGCAGAUGAUGGGGUUCAAGCCCGGCCUGUACUGGAGGCUGUGCUGGAAGUUUGUGAGCCCUGCCUUCCUCCUGUUUGUGGUGGUGGUGAGCAUCAUCAACUUCAAGCCACUCACCUACGAUGACUACAUCUUCCCACUCUGGGCCAACUGGGUCGGGUGGGGCGUUGCACUGUCCUCCAUGGUCCUGGUGCCCGCCUACAUCGUCUACAAGUUCCUGAGCACCCGGGGCUCCCUCUGGGAGAGACUGGCCUAUGGCCUCACGCCGGAGAACGAGCAUCACCUGGUGGCCCAGAGAGACGUCAGGCAGUUCCAGCUGCAGCACUGGCUGGCCAUCUGAGCCCGGCCCCAGGAGGGGGAGCCCCGCCCGCCAACGUCCAGGUCCAGGCGCCCGCUUCGCCGCCACCCAGACGCUGUCCGCUGUCUGGGAUCCCUCUCCCGGCAGAUGCUCCCCCGCCCCCCUUCCUCCCGUCCCCGUGACCCAUGAUUUUGUGACCCGGUUUUCCUUCGCCUUCUGUUCGUCGGGCCCCGGGGCUGUGAGCGUGGACUGGUGAGCCUCGGGGAGAAGAGGAGAGGUGGGAGCAGGAAUGACGACUUCUGUGGAACCCCUUUGGUUGGGGGGACGUCGCACUUAGAGAGCCAGCCGGCCCCAGCGGAGCCCACGCCUCGGGCCGAAUUCCCCGCCACGUCUGAUUGUCCUUUGGGCCAAGAAGAAACCUCGGUCCACCCAGUUGAGGGGGUCAGCCACUCCGCCCCCCCAAACCCGACCAAGACGCCUGCUGCGUUAGGGGUGGCCACACAGACCCUCCGUCUCCUGCCCCCCACCCCCACCCCAGCCGCCCUCUGGUGUCUGACCCGCGGUCAGGGAGCUUGCGUGUGUCUGUCCCGUCAUGAAGGUCCGUGGAGAGAUGCUUUGGGGACCUCAGACAGAAACCUCACCGUGGGUUUUCACUCUGGCCAAUCUGGGUCUGACAGGUGCCAUCUGGAACAUCCUUCCGGCCCCGGGCGGUCAGCUGGUCCAGAGCCACGGCUGUCACGGGAAGAACACAGAUGAGCCCCAGUGAGCAGCCUCCACAGAGGUGCCAGGCAGGCCCCCUAGAGGCCACACGAGGCCUCGCUCUGCUGGGCACAGGGGGCCCGGAAACCCACCCGGGGCUCCUGGGACCUUGGGGAGACUUGGGUCAGGAACCUAGUGAGGCCAGACAGGUGUCCCUACUACGGACCCUCUGUUGUCCUCCCAGGCCAGGUGGCGCCCGAGGGUGUCUGUUGAUGUAUUGUUCCCUGGACACCCCACCCAGCGUGGACCACGGGUCUCCACGGAUGGGGGGGGGGGUGGUCCCUGAAAACUCCCUUUGUCUCUCACUAUGGACGACACUUGGUACAUGGAGGGCAGGGUGGGCCCGGACACAUCGCUACCUGGUUAAGGGAACUGGACUCUGGGUGGGUGGAGCAGGUUGGAAUUUCCAGGUUGGCUGACAUAGCGACCCGCACGUGGCGCCCUCUGGUGGCGAGGGUGGUCAGUUCCAGCUCAUUGGGGGAAAUGAUGGGUUCCACUGGCCGCGUCCAUGUGGGGCUUCUGCUUCUGGGUUGAGGCUCUUGCACCCGUGUUGGAACUCUAGACUGGCCGGUUGUUACUCUGACGCUGGGAGUCGCUGUGGCAGAGUCUUGGGGAGAAAAAAGAGGCCACUUUACUUCACAAACCUAGGGAGGGUGUCGUGAGCCGGAUCGUGCUGACUGUGGAAGAAGGUUCUAUGGGAGCCAGCUGGGGGCAGGGAGGUGGUUUUCCGUGGAGCCAGGGUCUUCGGGGCAUUCUUUAG